UCCGCUGCAAUUCGCAUUCACAUGUUGCCGAUAGAUAGCAGCAGCGUAUCUCUACAGCGAAAUCAAGCGAAGUGUCUAGCCAACGAGCAACUGUGCGACGUGCGAGUUGAUUUAGUUUGUUCCGUGUAUUUUGUGACGUGUAAACGUGUGUUGUGUUUGUUUCAUAUUCAUUGUCGAAUUUAUCGCGUUCGAUUUUUUCUACGAGUUUCCUCUGCGGGAUUGGCAGUACGAGAUAUGUACGAUGUUUUCAGUGUGGACGCGAUCAAUAUAAAAUGAAAUGAAAUCUGAGCGUUUAUUCAGAGAUGAAAUCCUAAGGAAACGGAAUCUACUAUCAUGAUGGAACCACCACUUACGAGCAAGGUUCUCCGGGCCCCUAAUUUAAAGAGAGGUCAAGAGAACAUUAGAAUACAGAAUAGAAUUAAGUUAGAACGAGUGUUGGGCGUGACUGUAUCCAGCAAUGCAGCCCUUGAUUGCGACAUGACCAUCGAGCUGGUUGCUUAUCCAGCUGGCUGUACCGUCGUGCUAUUCAAUCCACGGAAGAACAGUCAAGCGCAUGUGUUGAACGCUUGUCGCAAAACCGUAACUUCUCUAGCGCUCGCCGGAGAUGGCAAGCUUCUGGCAACGGGUGAAUGCGGUCACAUGCCGAACGUCCGUGUCUGGGAUAUCUCGGAUCCGCAUAAUGCCGUGCAGAUUGCAGAAUUUCCCGGACACAAAUACGGUAUCAAUUGCGUGGCAUUUUCGCCAAGCAACAAGUAUGUCGUAUCGGUCGGCUCGCAGCACGACAUGAUCGUCAACGUUUGGGACUGGAGGAACAACGUUAAAGUAGCAUCCAACAAAGUUUCUAGCAAAGUAAAAGCUGUCUGCUUUGCGGAAAACGGUAAUUAUUUCGUCACCGUGGGUAACAGACACGUCAAGUUUUGGUACUUGGAAUAUUCUCGCAGUAGCAAGUACAAGGAACCUGUGCCUUUGAUGGGCCGAUCUGCCAUAUUAGGGGAACAAAGGAAUAAUGAUUUCGUUGAUGUAGCUUGCGGCAAGGGGGAAAUGGCGGAUUCCACGUAUGUGAUUACCAAAACGGGCCUGUUGUGUGAAUUUAAUAAUAGGAGGCUUUUGGACAAAUGGGUCGAACUCCGAACAAGCAGUGCUAAUUGCAUGACGGUUGGGGAUAAAUAUAUUUUUAUCGGAUGCGCUGAAGGAAUUGUGAGAUGUUUUAGUCCUAGUACGCUUCAAUUUAUCACAACACUUCCACGGACGCAUUAUUUGGGAGUUGAUGUCGCGCAAGGAUUGUCUAUCAGUCAUAUGUCUCAACAUCCACUUAACGCGAGAUAUCCAGAUACGAUUGCGUUGGCAUUCGAUGAACGAAACAACAAGCUAACCUGCAUCUACAAUGACCAUAGUAUCUAUGUUUGGGACGUGAAAGAUAUUAGACGGGUUGGCAAGUCGCAUUCAUUCUUAUACCAUUCGGCUUGCAUUUGGGGUGUCGAGAUGUAUCCAACCGGUCCAGACUCCGUCGGCGCGAUGCCGCUUGGGAGUUUCAUCACUUGCUCUAGUGAUGACACAAUAAGGAUUUGGAAUCUGGAGAAGGAUAUCUCGUCAAAUAAUACGUUGUAUAAACGAAACAUUUACAGCAACGAAUUGCUCAAAGUCUUAUAUGUGGAUCCAGAGUUGACUUAUCUGAAAGAUCUGGACUUAGCUGCCGCAGGAUCCACCGAAAAAAGCGACGCAUCUUAUGAUGGUCGUAAUGGCGUAAGAUCUAUAAGAGUCAGUCCUGACGGCAAACACCUUGCCUCCGGCGAUAGAUCCGGCAACAUUAGAAUUCAUGAUGUAUCUUCAUUAGAAGAACUGUGUUUAAUAGAGGCACAUGAUGCAGAGGUGCUGUGUUUAGAGUAUUCGAAAUUUUUACAAUACUCGGUAAAUGUCCCUAGGCUAUUGGCAAGUGCAUCGCGAGAUCGAUUAAUUCACGUUUUUAGCGUGGAUCAGGGAUACAAUUUCUUGCAAACGCUCGACGAUCACAGUUCGUCCAUUACUGCUGUCAGAUUCUUCAAUCAAUCAAAUCAGGACAAUCAAAUACAAAUGGUAUCCUGCGGCGCCGAUAAGAGUAUUAUUUUUAGACAGCUGCAAUCGACACCAGGUGGAAUGCCACAAUUCGCAAGAGAUCACAACGCUCAGGGAAAAACUACUCUGUAUGACAUGGAAGUCGAUUCCGGGCAAAAGCAUGUUUUAACUGCGUGUCAAGAUAGAAAUAUUAGAGUUUACAAUGUUACAACGGGUAAACACAAUAAAACUUUUAAAGGCUCCGUUAGCGACGAUGGCUCACUAAUCAAAGUCGUUCUAGAUGCGUCCGGUAUUUACGUAGCUACCUCAUGUACAGACAAAACACUUUGCGUAUAUGAUUAUUACAGCGGUGAAUGUAUGGCCACUAUGGUCGGUCACUCAGAAUUGGUGACAGGUUUACGUUUCAGUUCGGACUGUCGUCACCUCGUAUCUGCGAGCGGCGAUGGUUGCGUGUUCAUAUGGCGCGUGCCACACGAUAUGGUUGUGACCAUGCAAGCUCGUCUGGCUCAACAAGCGAUGCGCGCCGGCAAGAGACUGUCUCAGGUCAACGUUGGUAGUAUCGAUGUGCAAUUGGACAAAGAAACUUUCGGAACACCCCCACCGGAUUUCCUUGAUCCCAACGCGAAUCCGCCUCAAGGUAUCGGCAUGGAUUACAGAUUUAGUGUGGGUCAAUUGCCACUUUGGGCGAAGAAACAAAUAAAUACCACAAGUACUGAUGAUAGUGCGGUACUUGACUUGAACGUUAGAUCCCUCAAUGUUGAUCUACCCAAAGGAAGAUGGGCACAAAGAGUUCAAGAGAGCGACGGUAUCACUGUAAAGUCCGUCUAUGACAGUGAUGAAGUUAUACCGUUUCCUCCGUCUCGUACUGCUAUUGAUUCGGAUGGCGGUGGCGGUGGUGGUGGUUCAAAGGAUAGUUCCAUCGACAGCGGCACGGAAACGAAAUGUAGCAACGAAUAUCGCCGAAAAACAACAAUUAGUAAAAGGGAAGAGGGAGAAAACGUAUUCCAACCUGAUCCCGAAAGUUAUAAAGAGAUAGAAAAUGACACAAAACAGAUAAUUGAUGAUAAGAUAACAAUAAGAAACAAUAUCACGGAAUUAACACGUCAAUCAAGGAGUCGUCACCAUACCGACGAUAGCAGUCUUGGCAGCUUUAAAUUUGAGGAUCAUGAGAGCACUGAACAUGAUGGGGACGUUGAAGAUUAUUCCGAAGGGGAAAAUGGAACGACUGGUUCUGAGAAAUCACAUCAUAGAUUAAUAUAUUAUCCUCCAUCAGAAGAUAUUAUAUCAAAUCAAUUCACUGUUAACGCAAUAGAUGUUGAAGAGCUUCGAAGAUCGCAAAGGCGACAAAAAAGAUUAAAGAACGCAGAGAACAGUCGGACGAGCGAAUUGACCGCCUCUGGAAGCCAGGAUGAGUCUGACUCGGAAGGCGGUGCAUCAACUCCUAGCGCUGAAAGAAAUCCUCUAUCUAUAUUGUCUGAGGCUAGUUCAGAAGGUUUUGAUCAGCUUGCUAAACAGAAUCAUAGGGAAAAAUAUUUGAAAAACGCCUUCGAGUCACUUAGUGGAGCGGAAGAGCCUUUGAAUCGUAUAAAAACGACGAGUAUUAGUUCCCAAUUUCAUGGAAGACUUAGUGGCAGUGAAGGAACCACAAUACGCAAUGCAACAGUAGUUAAUGCAACCAAACACGCGAGAGGCGAUGUCGAUGUAGUGAAGAAACGAGAAGAGUUGCAAAGGAGGAUAGAAGAAACAAGAAGAAAAUUGCAAAGUGUCGGCUACAGAUCAUCAUUGAAAUCCAGCCAGAGUAUAUCCGAUUUGAGCAGCCAUAUACAAGCGAAGCAUCAUCGUUCGAGGCUCAGCACAGGUAACAGAUUCGGUCAAAAAAACCAAUUUUCAAAACCGACUAAUCCCUGCAAACCUAUGCUAAAUCCAAAGUCCACAUUUAAACCUCAACAACUCACUAAUAAGGUUCAAGGUAUGGGGAAUGCAUUGCCUAAACUAGAGGUACCAAAUGAAAACUACUUAUCAAAAAAUAAAACUAUGUUAUGUAUUGAUGAGAAAACAAAACCAAGUCAUAGCCGUCCAAUAACAUUGACAUUAAAGAAAACUGAAAAGUAUAAGCUGUCUUUGAAUAAGACUAAUCAAUCUUUACCCGAAUCUCCUGUAUGCGAGGAAUUGAAACUACUGAAAGAGCAAUGUAAGAAGACUGCAACUCGGUUUGCGAGAUUUGCUCAAAAGAGGAGAUCUUGUAGCUACUUUAUUGAUCUGGAUGAGGAUAUGGAGAACAUCGCGAAAUCCGUUGAAAGUUUACCAGCUAUGAACGAGCGUAACGUGGAAAAUCUCAAAGAAACCAUGGACGAUGCGGAAGAAAACGGCAAUUUCAGCGACGAUUCCUUGGAGGGGGAUUUCAAGAAUCCACCUCGACGUUGCAUUAGUGACUAUCAGAUAAACAUUCAUAUGGACGACCAUAGAAAUCAUUCAAAUUAUCAGAAUUUUCAAAAGAAAAUUUUAACGGGCUCUCAGGAAAGCAUACUUUCAGAUGCCUCUAUUGAGUCAUUCUCCAAAGAAAGUGUCGAGAUAGAUUAUAAUCAUUACGAUCACGAUAGACACUCAAGUGCGAGCUUCUUUUUGUCCCGACGUAAGAUGCAAGCGGGCAGAAGUCAGGAGAGUAUAUUGACCGAUGAAUCGGAUUAUCAGAUAUUUCCAUUGCGCGAGAACACCGCUCAUCAAAGCACAGAAAGUGUAUUAACCGAUGAUUCCGAUUCUCUGGUGAAAUCUGCACCUUUGGAAAUGUUGUUCGAUUCGCAUUACAAACGAAAGAGGCAGAACUCCGAAACUUAUAGCGAAAAUCCCAAUAAUGUUAUAAGAGCUGCUGUAGAUAAUGCGCGAAGUUCUGUUAAUGAGAAUACAUUGUACAGAACAGUAUUUAGAUCAAAAUCCUUACAAGACACCAGAAUUAACAAAAUAAAGAACGACAUAAAUUUUAUAGAAAAUAACGCAUCACCGGAAACUCACGUUUAUUAUGAAUCUAAUUUUGACAACGAACAUAAGGGAAAUGUAGACCCGGCAAUUUAUGGCAAAUUAGAACCGAUCUCGCGUAGUAAUAGCUUGAAAGUGCCUAUGAAACCAGAAUCGAUGAUGAUUAUGAAUAACUUUGUUGCUCAUAAACCACCGAAACCUAAAAAAAAUUUAUCUCGUACUCAGAGUAUGCGUAACAGAAUUAAACCAAGCUGGAAAUAUAUCGAUACGCCAUCUUUAUCAUCUACUGUAAAAAGCGCCGCCGAUUCCGAUAAUUAUAUAGCGCUUCCCAAAAAUUCAUCUUAUUCAGAAUACCGAGUUACGCGAAGCGAUUCAGAAAUUAAACGAGAUUCGAUUAAUACGGAGGCAAUGAAGCAAGUUUUGCAAUUUGCAAACUAUGUACAAGAAUCUGAUAACGAUAAAGACAGUAGACAUAAGUUCUACAGCUUACAAGCUCAUUGCACUGAUAACAAUGUUAUGUUGCAAGAUAAACUUAUACGUGAUAGGAACGAUUCUUCGCAUUUAAUAAAGAAUCAUUAUUUAGGAAAAAUUCAUGACACGAUCGAGAAACAAAGCAAACCUUCCGAUAAGAAACAAAACUGCUUUGAAAAUGAAAUUCCAACGAAAGAUACGGAAACUUAUGACUCGUUAGAGCCUAAUGGGGCCUCCUGCGAUUUGCAAAUGAUGGAACUGCAGUUCGAUGGUUCAAAUUUACAAUCUGCCAACAAACGAAUUGACAAUCUGGAUGCGAACAUGGAUGUCAGAAUAACUCGCGCCAUUGAGGGUACUGUGAAGUUACUUUCGAAAGAAUUUGAAAAUCUAGUGAGACAAAAACAAUACUUCAUGAAGGACAAAUGUUCGCGAUUGACGCAAUGUCAAGAUAGGAGCGAGAACUUCGCUAAAUUGCAGGCCGAACGAGAGAAUAAGUUUUUUGUUAAUAAACGCGAUGUACGCCUACAUUCAUGUGGCGAGGACUGCGAUUGCAUCGAUGUAUCAGUGAUGGACAGAUCGCUAAUGGAAAGCGGCUCCUCCACGUCCGCCUCAAGUUGUACUAAUUCACCAAAGAGAAUGUGGCCACCCGCGUCGCGAUGUCAGAGUCACAUGAAGUGGACAAAAACUUUGCCGACGAUCAAUCAAGCUAUUCUUCCUACAAAACAUCCGUAUGCAGGUAUUGAGCAAAUAGAGAAUGUUUGCGUGUAUUUUUACAUGUUAUUAAAUAUCAUUAUAUGAAAAUCGAUAGAGAAUUUAUGUCGCGAUUACGAGUGCACUACUAAAUCGCAUUAGCACGUUAUACCAUUAAAAAGAAAUAUCUCUGUUAUAUUUAUAUAUGCAUAUAUCCUAUCUGUGUGAAUGUAAAUAUAAUACAAUUAUUAUAUCCAAUUUUAUUUCAAGGCAACAGCAACUUACUUUUCAGUUUUAAUGCUUUUAGUCGUCAAAAUUUAGCUUUAGUAAUAUUGUUAUUAUUUUCAUUUGGCACGAAAUGCAACUGCAUGCUUUUCUUAUUAAAUAUAAUAAUAUCCUUAUCUUUUUCUCCUUUAUCACUAUUCUUUUUUUUACUAUCAAUCGUUAUUUUAUAUUUUUUGCACAUUUGUGCAAGAAGCUCGAUGUUAAAUAGCAAUCUCUGUUUAGCGUUAAUUCAAAAAAAUUUGCAAAACUAGAAUUACGCUUCCAACUUUAGCGUUUUAUAAUAAAAAUUAGAAUAUAUCAUGCGACGCGGUAGCGUCGCGAAGCCAAGUU
Formica exsecta is the source of this 6801-nucleotide messenger RNA. It is a transcript of the gene Wdr62, whose product is annotated as mitogen-activated protein kinase-binding protein 1-like. Lineage: Eukaryota; Metazoa; Arthropoda; Insecta; Hymenoptera; Formicidae. Gene Ontology annotation, cellular component: mitotic spindle. Gene Ontology annotation, biological process: regulation of mitotic cell cycle; mitotic spindle organization. The coding region runs from base 334 to 6294 and encodes 1986 amino acids. The transcript is spliced from 19 exons. Gene Ontology annotation, molecular function: protein binding. The record is from RefSeq and is a predicted model, not a curated record.